Molecule: messenger RNA, 1059 nt
Organism: Coccomyxa subellipsoidea C-169
Lineage: Eukaryota; Viridiplantae; Chlorophyta; Trebouxiophyceae; Coccomyxaceae
Product: C-signal
Exons: 6
Coding region: 48-833 (261 amino acids)
Source: RefSeq, a predicted model, not a curated record
CACAUUUUUACUUCCAGAUCGCACAUUCACGAACAUACGCAUCAAAGAUGGCCGUUUCCGACCAGCAGCUCGUCUACGUCGUCACCGGGGCCUCACGCGGCAUUGGCUUGGAGUAUGUCUCCCAGCUUUUGCAACGAGGCCACAAGGUCAUCGCCGCAGCUCGGAAUCCACAGAAGGCCAAAGGCCUCACUUCGCUGGCAGCCAAGUAUGGCGAUGCACUGACUCUGGUUACCCUGGACGUGGCAGACUCAGCCACUAUCAAGGCUGCAGUCGCCUCCGUCAGCGAUUCUCACCCUGGCGGUGUGGACGUCCUGAUCAACAAUGCUGGCAUUUCAGGCACCAUCGUCAAGUCAUCAGAGCAGACUGAAGAGGAGUUCAGGGAUAUUCUGAUGAUCAACACCCUCGGCCCCUUCCUUGUCACCCAGGCUUUCCUGCCCCUCAUCAGGAAGGGCUCAAAGAAGCAGAUCGUGAAUAUCUCCUCGACGCUGGGAUCCAUCGGUGAAGAGGCCAAGAUGCUGGGUCCCGAGGCCAAUGAGCAGCUCCUGGUGAUGGCCAGCAACCAAGUGGGCUACCGCGCCAGCAAGGCAGCCCUCAACGCAGUGAGCGUGGCGCUGGCAGUGGAGCUGAAGAAGGAAGGCAUCACAGUCACCUCGCAGUGCCCCGGAUGGGUGGACACAGACAUGGGUUCGAGUGCAUCUGACACCCUGGGAAUUGACAGGCCGCCCCUGGACACACCCACAAGCGUGGCAGCCCAGCUGAAGGUCAUUGAUGGGCUCACUCUGGAGAAGAGUGGCACCUUCUUCAACCAUGAGGGUCUGGUGGUCCUGUAUUGAGUUACGAUUACUCAGACAGGGCUCUCAAUUUUGAAACUCUACUGUUUGGAUGGCACAGGCCAAUCCUCUGAAUAUUAAUGGGUGGAGUCAGGAAUUGGCCAGUAACUGGCCCAUGGGUUGUGAGCCACUUGCAUGGUGCUGGGGAGACAGGACAGAUGCAAUCAGACAUAUAUGUGUACAGUAUUGUCUCGAAAAAGCGUGUAAUAAUAAUAACAAUAAUUGUCUC